CGAGCGCGCGUGGCCGCGUCUCCCGCCAAAUCGCCAUGCACCCUCUCUCUCUCUCUCCUCUCCUCGUCUUCUUCAUCCUCCUCCCUCCCAAACUUGACAAACGCGCGUAGAUCUCCCCCAUUAGGCUCGUGUCGUGUGUCCGCCAGCUGCGCGCAGGCCGGCGACGAAGCUGCGUGCGCGCGGCAACGUCGGCCGGCCGCAGCAAUGGCCCCGUUCAUCGACCUCGGCCGCGGCGGGCCGACGGCGGCGCCGGGGAAGCCGAGGCUGGUGAUGAUCAUCGCCGACCCGGGGCGCGAGUCGACGGCGGCGAUGGAGUGGGCGCUCUCGCACGCCGUCGCCGAGGGGGACGCCAUCCUGCUCCUCCACAUCAACAUGCCCCCCAACUCCGCGGGCGGCGCCGGGCCGUCGCGCACCGGCUCCGGCGGGAGCGCCGGGUCCCCGCUCACGGCGCUCCUCGGCGCCGGCGCCGCGGGGGACGCCGAUUUCAUGGAGACGAUGAGCGCCGCGUGCAAGGCGCGGCACCCGCGCGCCCGCGUCCGCGCCCUGCGCGUCGAGCCCGCCACCGAGGGCCGCGAGGCCAAGGCCCAGACCAUCCUCGCCGAGUCCCAGCGCCGCGGCGUCGAGCUCCUCGUCAUCGGCCACCGCCGCGUCUCCUCCUUCCUCGGGUUGAGGAGCCCGAGCGGGUCGAGCCGAGCGCACGACAGCACGGCGGAGUUCUUGAUCGAACACAGCAAGUGCGUGUGCGUGAGUGUGCAGAAGAAGGGGCAGAACGCCGGCUACCUGCUCAACACCAAGACGCACAAGAACUUUUGGCUCCUCGCUUGAUCAUGAUCAUCACGGCCUAGAUAGUGAUCCACACAUCCAUGCAGCUUCAUAUAUGUUAAUGGAUCGAACAAAAGCUCCAAAAACUUUUUUUUUUGAUUCUUCUCGCAGCAAUGCUUGUGUCAGACACGAUCGAUCAAUCGAGUUAAUUCUUCAUUAAUGCAGAAACAACGAAUCGAGAAAAGCAAAAUAAAGUGUUGUUUUGUUUUUUAAUCGAGAUAACCCAAUCUUGUAUAUUUGGGAUCGAUCGAGGGGUCAAGUAUAUAAACAUCACGCGUGUUUGCUGUGUGCAUAUGCAGGUAGCAAGAGUUUUUGUUUUAUGGAGAUCAUGCUCACGGAUGGUUUUCUUAAUAUCAAUUCAUUUUGAUUUUUGAUCA
Molecule: messenger RNA, 1199 nt
Organism: Oryza sativa Japonica Group (Japanese rice)
Lineage: Eukaryota; Viridiplantae; Streptophyta; Magnoliopsida; Poales; Poaceae
Source: RefSeq, a predicted model, not a curated record